This is a messenger RNA of Drosophila subobscura, 4963 nucleotides long. It is a transcript of the gene scalloped, whose product is annotated as protein scalloped. The transcript has 12 exons. The coding region runs from base 489 to 2453 and encodes 654 amino acids. Gene Ontology annotation, molecular function: RNA polymerase II cis-regulatory region sequence-specific DNA binding; DNA-binding transcription factor activity, RNA polymerase II-specific. Gene Ontology annotation, cellular component: transcription regulator complex. Gene Ontology annotation, biological process: hippo signaling; embryonic organ development; regulation of transcription by RNA polymerase II. The record is from RefSeq and is a predicted model, not a curated record. NCBI's taxonomy places the organism in Eukaryota, Metazoa, Arthropoda, Insecta, Diptera, Drosophilidae.
UAGUAUUGAUUCAGAUUCAGUCGAUGAGUUUCUCUCGCUUCUGCGCGUUGCGUUUCGCAGUGUUUCCGCGAUUUUUUCUUUGUCAUCAUCGCUCGUGCGCCCCUCCCGCUUUCAACUUUUGUACGGUGUUCGCCUUGUCGGUGCUUUCAAUUGCCAGUGAAGUGAAAAUAAAAGUUGGGAAUAAAUCAGACAUUCAAAAACAAAAACAAAAACAAAAGCAACGGUUUUCCUGUUCAAGAAACGGUACUUUCACAGUUGCAGAUAAUAAAUACUUAAUUCAAGGUUAAUCAUAGUUAGACUAUCACUAUAACAACAAGCAAUCGUUAAAGUACAUAAAUAUCAGCACCGACGACGGUGUCCAGUGGCAGUGACAUCAGAGUCUAAAUCCAGCAGCACGGCACAGCAGUCAUCUAUGUGCAUAUGUACAUAUGUACGAGGGCCUAAGAUUGCGUGUCCUUUGCGAAGCGGGAACCCCAUAAGCUGGCUGCAUGAAAAACAUAACCAGCUCGAGCACCUGCAGCACAGGGCUGCUGCAAUUGCAGAACAAUCUGAACAGCAGCGAAUUGGAUAUUGUUGGCAAAUCAGAAACAGUCGGACCCGGCACCAUACCAUCCCCGUGGACCCCAGUGAAUGCCGGUCCUCCAGGUGCACUAGGAUCGGCAGACACAAAUGGCAGCAUGGUGGAUAGUAAAAACUUGGAUGUUGGUGAUAUGAGCGAUGAUGAAAAGGAUUUAUCGUCCGCUGAUGCAGAGGGUGUUUGGAGUCCAGAUAUUGAACAGAGCUUUCAAGAGGCAUUAUCUAUAUAUCCACCAUGUGGACGUAGAAAAAUUAUUUUGUCAGAUGAGGGAAAAAUGUAUGGUCGCAACGAGCUUAUAGCAAGGUACAUAAAACUGCGUACUGGCAAGACGAGAACCCGCAAGCAAGUCAGCUCCCAUAUCCAAGUGCUCGCCAGGCGGAAGCUGCGAGAAAUUCAGGCGAAAAUCAAAGUCGAACCCAAUGGUGUGUCCUUGCAUUUAUUAAAUGACAAAGAACAGACUCUGCAAGUCAUGAGCACAAUGACUAGUUCACAAAUCGUAUCUGCCCAAGCAGCCAAUAAUCUGGCACUGGCUGCCUCAGCGCUGUCCGUGGGCAUGCACCAUACGAAGCAUCACCCACAUCAUCCCGCUCACCACCACCAGAUGAGUGUAGCCGCCGCAGCAGCAGUGGCCGCAGCAGCAGCCACGGCAGCAGGUGCUUCUGCUGCUGCUGCUGCUGGGCCAUGUCCUUCGACGACAGUCACAGGGCCGCCGCUAAAUACGUCGUCUUCAUCUCAGAACUAUGUCCACUCUCGCCACAAUCAUACCCAUCACAAUCUUGCACACCUUCCGCAUAGUCAUAUGCAUCCCCAUCCCCAUCACCAUCACCAUCGAAAUGCAGCGGCCGUGGCAGCGGUGUAUCACUAUCAGCAGCAGCAGCAGCAGCAGCAGCAGCAACAACAGCAGCAGCAGCAGCAGCAGCAAAGUGGUGGUCCAAGCGAAACUGAUGCAGACGCAGGGUCACCGAUUCUUGAUGUCUCAAUCACUAGUCAGGUGCUGGCACCAAAGCCGACCCAGCCGUUACACCAUUCGCCGUUGUAUCCGGGCCAAUUCUGGCAGCCCGGCUUGCAGCCUAGCACAUCGCAAGAUUUCUAUGAUUACAGCAUCAAGCCGUUUGCGCAGCCACCAUAUCCGACGGGUAAGCCAUCAACGGCCGUGUCCGGAGAAAUCGAAUCUGGUAUUCCUUCCGCACAAUUGCCAUGGGAGGGACGCGCCAUUGCUACGCACAAAUUCCGCUUACUUGAGUUCACUGCGUUCAUGGAAAUCCAAAGGGAUGACAUGUUAACAUCGCAGUAUAACCGCCACCUCUUCGUGCAACUCGGCGGCAAGCCAUCAUUCUCCGAUCCGCUACUUGAGACUGUUGAUAUCCGACAAAUAUUUGACAAGUUUCCGGAAAAGUCUGGCGGUCUGAAAGAUCUCUACGAAAAGGGUCCGCAAAAUGCGUUUUACCUGGUAAAAUGCUGGGCUGACUUAAAUACCGACAUAACGACAGGCAGCGAAUCGGGUGAUUUUUAUGGCGUAACGAGCCAAUAUGAAAGCAAUGAGAACAUCGUACUUGUGUGCUCGACAAUUGUUUGCUCCUUCGGCAAGCAAGUUGUGGAGAAGGUUGAGAGCGAGUACUCGCGCCUGGAAAACAAUCGCUACGUGUAUCGCAUACAGCGCUCACCCAUGUGCGAGUACAUGAUUAAUUUCAUACAGAAGCUGAAAAAUUUACCCGAACGCUAUAUGAUGAACAGUGUGCUAGAGAACUUUACAAUAUUACAAGUAAUGCGAGCGCGAGAGACGCAAGAGACGCUUUUAUGCAUAGCGUAUGUGUUCGAGGUUGCCGCUCAGAACAGCGGCACUACGCACCACAUUUAUCGUCUUAUAAAGGAAUAGCAAGAGCUGCAUGAAGCAGCGCCUAAUUUGUCCGCAGACCCCACCAAUGCACAAAUCAGCGAAUACUGCAGCAGCAGCAACACCAACAGAAUCAAAAAUACAAAUACAAAUAACAAUAACAACACGGUUAGUAGCCAACAUAAUAGCAAUACCAAUACCAACACCAACACCAACACCAAUGCCAACAAUAAUAGCAAGAAAACGCAAAAGUGUGCUAAAAGAGAUAUUACAAAUGGGAACGAAUCAGAAUUAGAAAAAACUAUUAAGCAGUCACAGUCACCCACCUCGCCGGAGUUACAGCAGCAACAGCCACAGUCGCAGUCGCAGCCACAGUUACUGGGCCAACAGCAACAACUUGACACGAUGGAUGCGCUGCAGGUGGAAGAGGUUAUAUACGCACAGAGCCAGGCUGAAAGCAUCUAUCCGUCACAACAGGAAGAGACAAAACUCCAACAACAUCAGCAGCAGCAGCAUCGCAUAAAUGCACAGCCGUUUGGCUCAUGCAUCUCCAGCAAAGUUCAGCACAUUGGGACGGAGAAGCUAGAGCAAAAGGCUAGCUUAAGCACAUAUGAACACUUUCUGAGGCUGUCCGCAAUGGAAUAUGGAGGAGUUACUGAAAGUACAUCCGCGGCUCUUAACCUCAGCGGCAUUGGGUGCAAGGAUCUCGUGUCUGGGUCCAAACCAUAUCUGGAAGAAACACAAGAGUUGUCCAUGCACCAGCAGGUAAAUGUAGGUGCAGACGUAGGAGUGGUGGGCGCUGCUGAUGCCAAAGUUGCCAGCAAUCGAGAUGAGCCGUAAGCCAUAGUGUUGUCCAUAGUGUUGUUUUUGUUGUUGUGUUUAAUUAGCAGGCUCUAAUUCGUGAUCGGCUUACAUAAAAACCUGCACAGGCGUAAAUACCUGCGUCCAGUACAUUCACGGCGGACACAGUAAAGGCUAUAGAAUUUACAUAUAUCAAAUCUUUGCCCAACCUUUUCUACCCUUUUCCUGGGCAGGCGACCAUGACUGAACUGAUUUCCCAAAUCGAAAACAGAUUUAUAUCAUUGUACAACUUGUUCUAGUACAUUUUUGUAACCCUGGAAGGUUAUCCUUGAUUGGAUGCAUGUACGUUUGAUUUAUGUACAUGCAGAAAGAAAAGAAAUGCAAUUAAAAGAUGGUCCAACUUUAAUGAUUUUCGUAAUCGCAUGAACAAUACACGAUGUACAUGGUAUCUUCUGAGAACCAGUUUGGGAAUCUUUCGAAAUUCCCAACAUCUUAAAGCAAAGUAAAGUAAACACGUUGUGUCAUUGAAAUACAAGAAGAAGAAACAAAGAAACGUUUUUAAAUUAACAAUAAAGAAUUACUGCGAAAGUAUUGAAGUGUGACUCAAAUUUCAAGCUUCACUGAUUCAACAUUUUUUUUUUUAUUUAAAGCAAAGGUGUCUCGCAUUUUUGUAUUUGGGAUGGUUGGUAAUAUCUAACACCCAUAUUACGUGUUCUGUGUCGGCAGUCUGAUGUAAUUAAAUCAAUUUUUAACAUACAUUUACAUCAAAAAUACAUUUAAAUGAUCUCAAAGUUACUUAAAACAUAUUCUUGUUGUGUAAUUUGUUUUUUUUUUUUACGAAACCCCAAGAAAAACGUAAGCAAAAGAAAACGUUUAGCAGUUGUCAAGCGCUGAUUUUGAACUAAAAAAACUAUAGAGAAAUAUGUACAUCGACUCUAAUGCGUGUACAAAAUGCGUGAUGCAUACAAAAAAUAUAUGUACAAAUGUACGUACAUAUUUCUUUAUAUAUCCCUAAGUACUAUCGUACAUAUUUAUUUUUUUUUUUUUUUUUUUCAAAUUAUAUUUGUUGAAAUUUGUAAACAUAAUUAUAUUGUUUAAGCUUUUUAAUUGUAUUCAAAGUAUGAAGCAAAGUUUGAUUAGCAUCGUGUCAGAAGGAUGCAGAAGUAUUUCAAUAAUCUAAUUGGUUACUCACUCGCACAUACAUACGAUGUAUACCGCAGGCUGGUUAACUCGUGAAUUGGGUUGGAUGGGGACUGCACAAGAAAUCUUUGCGUGCAAAGCCAAAACCACUUGCAAUAGAGAGGGACAGAAUAUUGCAUGAGCGACUGUUUUGUUUCUUUUCAUACGUAGUGUCAACGUAUAACAUACAUACAUACUUAUGUACACAUGCAUAUAUGUACAUAUGUAUGUAAAUAUGUAAACACAUGUAAAGAAGAUCAUUAAGCAUGAAUCGAAUGAACCACCGUUUUUUAAAUGAUUAUGGAUUUAUAAUGAUAAUUAAACCAGAUAAAAAACCAGAAAAAUCGAGUACGUUUUAUUCGAAAACGCGCUCCCUGAAUCCCCUGAAGGCUAAGCUCGAACUUUAGUGCAUGCAUUACAAAAUGGCUUACUUAAAAAGAGAACAAUGUGUUCCAGGGAUUCCUCACCAGUUCUCUAACUCGAUCAUGGAAUAGAAGCAAAAAUCAUUAAAAACACUUAUUGUAAUUGUAAAAUAUUGUAAUUCUGGUUUACUCGUAAUCGUACAUAUAAAA